Molecule: messenger RNA, 11169 nt
Organism: Antechinus flavipes (yellow-footed antechinus)
Lineage: Eukaryota; Metazoa; Chordata; Mammalia; Dasyuromorphia; Dasyuridae
Product: zinc finger and SCAN domain-containing protein 12-like
Exons: 4
Coding region: 4847-6331 (494 amino acids)
Biological process (GO): regulation of transcription by RNA polymerase II
Molecular function (GO): DNA-binding transcription factor activity, RNA polymerase II-specific; RNA polymerase II cis-regulatory region sequence-specific DNA binding
Source: RefSeq, a predicted model, not a curated record
AUAAUUUUCAGAUAAUCCAACUAUUCUCAUAUUAUUUUUACUCACUCUAUUCUGUAGAUCAGUUGUUUUUUAAAUUUUCUUGAUCUCUCUCAUUUGAUUUUUAAAGUUCUUUUAAAAUUUCCCCAAGAACUCUUUUUGUGAUUGGGACCAUUUAUUUCAUUGAAAAAGGAGUGACUUUUUAAGCUCCGUUAUCUUUCUCUAAAUAUGAACCCAGGGCUGCUUUAUCUCCAUACUAUCUAUGGUUGGAUUCUUUCUCCUUUGCUUAUUCAUUUUAUUUUUUAAAAUUUUAUUUGUUUUUAGCAGCUAUUAGUGUAAUACUUCAAGCCUCAGGUCCUUUUUACUGUUGUUUUUUGAGGUCUGUCUUGGGGCCCAAUCUUGUGCUCUCCUGUCCAUUCCUAAACCAUGGCUAGGGUUCCUAGCCAUACUGUCCCACAAGUGAACUUGCUUCCUAUGAUCUUUCCAGUGGCUUCAAACAAUAGCGGCCCAGAAUUGAAAUCAGAGAUUCUGCUCUCCUACAAAUGCCCACAGCCAACAGGGUUCCUGCCCCUCAUUACUGCAUCUACCAGGUGGAAAUAACAAGGAAAAAAAAAUUUAAAUAUCUUGGAGCUACAAUAAGGAUUACACAAGAUCUAGCAGUUAUUACAUUCAAGGACCAUAGGUUGAAGAUUCAAUUUCUUCUUUUGUUAUCAUUAGUUUUGCUGUGCAGGACAUACAUUCUACUUUUAUAAUUCUCAUUUCUUUUUUAAACAACUCAGGAAUAGUGUGUUAUAGCUUCACAUUCUCUUCAAAUUCUACAGGGUCUGUAGUCUCAUCAAGGGUGGGAUUAUUUUAUUUUGCACCUUGUAUGCACAGAAAUGCCUGCACUCAUUUACUAGCUUGGGACCCCACAUUUUCUUCUGUUGUUAUUGUAUUUCUUGCUGAUUUAUCGGUUUAUGUUCAAGGUCUUUGAAUUUCCUUCUUCCUGAAAUGUUUGGUAUUUCUAGUCUUUCCCUUAUUUUCCCUAUCACUCUCUUUCUGACUCCUUCCUCUCUGAUUGUGGUUUCCUUUGGGGUUGGAUCUCAAACCAUUAUCAAUGAAGGAGAAGAGAGACAAAUCUUCUUAGCCUUGCUUCAUGUCACAAAAUGAAUAAGGGAAAAGAUGAUAAUGAACUCUCAAGGGUUGAGUUCUUUCCCGGUAAUGAUCUCUCUUCUUAAGUAUCCUCCACAAUUGAAUUUCUAGCAGGGUUGGCUCCUCCCUCUUUCAACUCUCAGACCUUUUUGUUUUAUCCACAUCAAUUAGUGGUAGGAGAAAUGGGUACUGGGCAUAGGUCCAUAGUUUUGGCUAAUCCUAAACCCUAUUCCUCACCCUUCUGCAAAAGAUCAAGGUCUUAUUUUUAUAAAGAUAAGGUGUCACACCAAAUCUUCCAGGGUCUCAUUCUUUAAUCUCAUUGUCUCUCAAAAAAAAAAAAAAAAAAAGAAAGAAAAAAGAAAAAAAAACCCUGCAGUGUAUUUAAAACUGCAUGAAAAAAUGGUCCCAAUUACCAGUAAUAAGAGAAAUGAAAAUCAAAACAAUCCUUCAUAGGCUCACUAAUAUGUUGUUGAUGGAACUGUGAAAUAUUUCAAUUAUUUUGGAAAAUAAUCUGGAAUUAUACCAAUAAAAUAACUAAUGGAACCAGAAAUAUUAUUAAUGGGCUUAUCCCCCAAGGAAGCUAUUGACAAGAAAAAAGUCUCUAUAUACUGUAAAAUCUUUAUCAUAGCACCUUUUGUGAGAGCCAGGAGUUAGAAAUAAAGUAGAUACUCAUCAGUUCAGGAAUAAUUAUAAACAAAUUAUGGAACAUAAAUGAAUGGAAUACUACUCUGCUCGAGAAAUGAUGUGUCUAAUUAACAUGGAAAGAACUACAUGAACAGAUGUAGAAGUCAGAAGAGCUAAAAAAGACAUUAUACACAAUGACUACAACAAUGUAAAUGAAAAUAACACCAAAAAAUCAAAAGUGUGACCUGGAGGUGGGCAGACAACAACUGCCAGGAUUUUGAUUGGGUAGUUGAUAUGAAUAGCAUGAACCCCAAAGGGGGAGGCUGGAAUGAUAGAGCUAGGAGGAGAACCUGGAAAUGGCAAUGGGGAGCAAGAAAUAUUCUUUGUCAUCUCUACUAGUGAGUCAAGGGUAAGUGAAGAUGCAUCCAGUACUGGAAGGUUGAAUAUAUUUGAGAAGCAUAUGAUCUGCUUCUCUUUUAAUUUUUGUGAUACAGUUUUUAAUAUUAAAGUCACAUAUUUAUUUAAAUAAUAUUGUGGAAUACAGUGUUGAUCUAAACCUCAUUUCUGCCAGACUGCUUUCCAUUUUUCCCAGUAGUUUUUAUCAGAUAGAAUUCUUUCGUAAGUAAUUUGUUUUCCACUUUACUGAACCCUGAUUAUUAAGUACCAUUGUUUCCCUUCUCUAAUCUGUUUUACUGAUCUAUCUCCCUAUCUUUUAACCCAAGGGCAAGAAAAAAUCAAUAUAAUCCUAAAGAAAACAACAGAAAAAAGGAAGGAAUGAAGGACUAGCCGCCCUUUCAAACCUCCAGUUUUAUUGCAGGACAAUAAUCAUCAAAACUAAAAAAUGUUUAAGUAGAUGAGUGGAACAAACAAGAUGAGGAAAAGAUCCCAAAAAUUAGGCCUAAUUGUAAAUCUAGGUUACAGUAUUUGUUAGACUCAAGAACACAAAUUUACAUUAUAUUACAUUUAUGUUAAUUUGGAGCUUGGAAGGUACCUUUGAAAUCAAGUCAAUAUUAAUCUUACCACUGAUAAAUCAUUCUUUAUUCGUGGUAAACUCUGGGGUUCCAAAAUUUGAAGCGGGACCGCAACACUAAUAAAACUAAGCUAAACUAAAAGAUGGCCUUUCAUUUCAAGACGUUUGAUGUCAUUAAAGAAGCCCGAUAAAUUUUCCCUAUCUAUGGGGCUCUAAUAUCUGUACAAUUCUGGGCUCCAUCAAGUAACAAUACAGCGAAAUCUAUUUGGAAAGCAGGUGGGAAAGAAUCCAUAAAAAAAAGUAAACAGUGUGGAAAAGCUGGUAUUCCCCAAUAACUCUCCGUGGGGUGAGGAGCAGUACAGCGCCCACAGUCGGGAGAGUCUGAGUGCAGAUCCAGCCCCAGUCACUUCUUGGGCUGUCAUUUUUUUUUUUUAAUUUUUAUUUAAUAUUUACUUUAUAUUGACAGAAUCCAUGCCAGGGUAAUUUUUUUAACAACAUUAUCCCUUGCACUCGUUUCUGUUCCGAUUUUUCCCCUCCCUCCCUCCCUUCCCUCCCCUAGAUGGCAAGCAGUCCUAUAUAUGUUGGAUAUGUUGCAGUAUAUCCUAGAUACAAUAUAUGUUUGCAGAACCGAACAGUUCUCUUGUUGCACAGGGAGAAUUGGAUUCAGAAGGUAUAAAUAACCCGGGAAGAAAAACAAAAAUGCAGAUAGUUCACAUUCGUUUCCCAGUGUUCUUUCUUUGGGUGUAGCUGCUUCUGUCCAUCAUUUAUCAAUUGAAACUCAGUUAGGUCUCUUUGUCAAAGAAAUCCCCUUCCAUCAAAAUAUGUCCUCAUACAAUAUCGUUGUCGAAGUGUAUAAUGAUCUCCUGGUUCUGCUCAUUUCACUUAGCAUCAGUUCAUGUAAGUCUCGUUGGGCUGUCAUUUUAGCAUCCGUUAAAUGGGGCAAUAGCAGUCCUUCCACGGUAGGAAUGCGGGAUAUAUGAGACACUGUUUACAAGGGAUUUUCUUGGCAAACCUGAACCACCUGCUAUUGUUAUUGCUGAGUUUCGAAACGUAAUAGGUAAGAAAGCUGUCUGCUCCUGAGUGUGUGUGUGUGUGGGGUUGGGUGCAGACAAAAAAGAACGGGAUUACAGCGAUACCCGGGCACUGAAGAGGUCGGUGUGGGAUGACCACCAGCCCCCAAAGCCUGUAGAAAGACGGAGGACCGGCAGGCCUGGUCGGGUCCCAACAAUGAACCGGACCUUUGCUCCCGCGCCUACGGGACUUGGGCAGAGCGGAACGGAGGGUCGUUUCCCGCCAGUUGGCUGCCUCUCCUCCGCCUUGCUCAGAGCCAGGCCGACCCCGAUGGUCCCCGUUUUCCCAUCUCCGCCCCACUCCCCUUGCUACAACUCCGUGAUGACGUCACCGGCGCGGGACCUGCCCGAUUUCCCGGCGCCAAACUCCAUCCUGGAAUUUCUAGACUUCAUCCCCACCGCCAUCUUCCCUAAGGGCAAGAAGGUAAAGAGGAGAGAGGAGAAGGUUCGAAAAGAGAAAAAGGUAGAAGGGGCCCGAAUAUCUAGGUUAAAGAGCAAACUCAAUUAAACAUUUAAGAGUCCUGCCAGUCGGAUUCCGUUAAAGGGAGAAAGACAUGAGCGCGCUUCUCCUGCUGUUGAGCAGGAUGUCACGGAAGAGUGUACAAGUUGUCUUUGGACUACAAUUCCCAGAGGCCACCAGGACCUAAGGGACGUCCAUUUUCCGGACUGCAUUUCCCAAAAAUCCGAGCGGCGAAGUUCUCGAGAGACCUAACACCAACUUCCUUUCUUUGCUGGACUCUGUGCUUUUAGCUCCCUCACCCAUCGAAGCCAGAGGACAGCCUUGCCUCCUGCACGCUUAUGUAGACUGAUCUUUUAAAUUUAACCCCAGGCCUUUGCGGAGAAGACACUUGUUUCUUUUUCGGAGUCACGUGUCCUUCAACCCUGUCUCUAUAGCAACCGCUUGACAGUGGUCCGUCGGCCUCAAUCACCCCGGAAAGGGCGGAAACCCGGCCCGGAGGUUCCGGGAAAUGUAAUCUGGAAGUGGAGGGGUGUCCUUGAAGAGCAUCCUUAGGAGAACAUCUUUGAGGAGUAGACCCUUGUGGAGUUUUGUUUUUCUUUACUUGAACGAACUCAAAUGGCUGUGGAAUCUAGAGAGGCUGUAGCCCUAGAUCCCCAGAAUCCAACAGUAAAAGAGAGAUUUCAGGUAGUAAACAUGGAAGAAGAAGAGGAUUAUCUAUGGGGGGAGAAAGGUAGCCACCAAAGGAACAGCCCUUCCACCCAGGAGAUGUUCCGCCUGAGAUUCAGACAGUUUGGCUAUUAUGACACACCUGGACCCCGAGAGGCUCUGAACAAACUCUGGGAACUUUGCCAUCAGUGGCUAAGACCAGAGAUACACACAAAGGAGCAGAUUCUAGAGCUGCUGGUCCUAGAACAGUUCCUGACUAUUUUGCCGGAGGAUCUGCAGACCUGGGUGAGAGAUCAGCAUCCAGAGAGUGGAGAGGAGGUGGUAAUUGUGCUGGAAGAUUUGGAGAGAGAACUUCUUGAACCAGGACAACAGGUUGCAUCAAGUACUCAGAAAGAGGCAGGGCCCUGGGAGAAGAUGGCAUCCUUAAGAGCAGCACAGGAUGCACUGAAUGUCCAGCUUCAGCCUAUGAAUGCCCAGAUCAAGUGUGGGUCUCCAGAGGCCCAGUUCCCACAAGAAAGAGAUUUUGAGACUAGUACCAAGUGGUCAUUUCUAAAACAGGAACUUUCUGAAGAAGUAGAAUCAAAGGAGAAGAUACCUGCAAGAUUCCCAAUGGAUAUUUCCAAGGGAUCCAAGAUUAGAGAAACAUAUAAAUGUGAAAGCACUUUAGAUGAACAGCAAGAAAACAAAAUGGAGAAAGUAGAUGAAUCCUUUUCCCAGGAUGGAAUUAUGUUAGUGACUAUUCCUUCUGAAAAAACUCCUUUAGGAGAGAAUGGUGAUGAAUAUGAUGGAAGUCUAAGUAGUUGCCAUUUGAGCUCAGACCUACUUAUACAACAUAGAGGAGAGAAACCCCAUAUAUCUAAUACAAAUGACCAAAAUUCUAGCCAGAAUUUGUCUUCUAGUGUACAUCAAAGAGAUCAAACUAUCAAGAAACCUUUUGAAUGCAAUGAAUGUGAGAAAACCUUCAAGCAGAACUCAGAACUUCGAAAACAUCAGAAAUGUCAUAUGGGAGUUAAACCUCACAAAUGUACUCAGUGUGGGAAAGCAUUUGGCCGGGGUUCUGAUCUUAGGAAACAUCAAAGAAUUCAUACAGGAGAGAAACCCUAUUCAUGUAGUGAAUGUGGGAAAGCCUUCCGGGGGAGCUCAGACCUUAUUCAGCAUCAAAGAAUUCACACUGGAGACAAACCCUAUCAUUGUAGAGAAUGUGGGAAAGCCUUCAAUCAGACCUCUUCCCUUAUUCAACAUCAGAGAAUUCAUACUGGAGAGAAACCGUAUGAGUGUAAUGAAUGUGGGAGAGCUUUCAAUCAAAGCUCAGCUCUUACUCAACAUCAGAGAAUUCAUACUGGAGAGAAGCCCUAUUCAUGUAAAGAAUGUGGGAAACCCUUCAGGCAUUGGUCUGGCCUUAUGACACAUCGAAGAGUACACACCAAACUUUGACCCUGUGCAUAUUCUGAAUAUGACAGAUCUUUAGACAACUUGUAACUUUUGUUAAGUCUUGGAAAAAUAUACUGGGAUCAUAAUCCCAUAAAUUAAUUAUGAGUUCCUCAAGGGCAGGACCUAUAUUUGUCUAAUUGUGUUCGGUCCUUGCCUGAGUGCCAUGUGCCUAUGAGAAAUAAGGUUUAUUUUGUGAUAGCUUAAUCUAAGUAAUGAAUGGAGGAAACAUUAUUUACCUCCACCCUUUACUUUUUAGGAAACUCAAGGAAUGUGAAAUAAAUGGGAAUGUAAUGUCUUGAGCUAGAGUUUAGUCACUCCAAGAAACUAUGGAUUGGAUACAGCUGAUUUGCUUUGCUUCUUUAGCCACUGUUAAGUAAUUCCCGUAUUUGUAGUCUUUUGUCAUUGACAUCAGGGUGAUUUGGAUAGUUUCAGUGACUCUUCCCUUGGGUGUGAUCAUCCCUUACCUCCUUUCCUACUUCCAGUGGCAUCUAUGUUUGAGGAACAGAACUAUACAUGAGAGUGAUUCUAACAUUCUUUUUCCCAUGGGAAUAAAUACAAAUAGUCUCCAUGUUUCUGACGAGAUCUGACAAAGAGGAAGAGCUAUUAGUGUGCCAGGAAAGAAAGGAAAUAGACACACACACAGCUUAUUAAUAUUUGGCAUGUAAGGUAUUUACUGUUAUUUUUGUAAAUAGUUAUCUUUUAGGAGGGGAGGGUAUAUGAUUUUUGCUAUUUCACAGGUGGAGCUGAUAUGCCAAGAAAAUGAGAGUUGUCCUUAAGGGGAUUAGGAAAGAUUUGGAUGCCCAGAGUCCCUUCCUUGGGCUGUUCAGUGUAAGAAGGUCAGUCCUUUGAGAUGAAUUGAAGACAGCAUCUUUUUAAGAUGGUUCAGACAGAAAGCUAUUGGAUCAGAGAACUGUAGAGGAACAACUGUAGAGUUUCACAAUAUUUUUAACUCUUGUUUGAGAAGAGGGGACUGGACCUUGAGUCAGAUAGAAAAAAUGUUCAAUUUACUAAAUAGUUCUAAUCUCAGUUAUUAAUACCCCCAUCUCUCCCCUUAUCUUAGCCAGAAAUUAUAUUGAAACUUAAUUAAACUCAGGCUUUGAAAUCCUUUUGUCCUGAGGAGCACAUCCUUUUGUCUUUCUGGCCUAGUGGGACAACUUGCUUCCUUUCUACUUUCUUCAGGGAGAGGGUGUUUGAGGCAUUUUCUGUUUUCUUUCAGGUCAGUACUGAAAGACCAGAAUUUGGAAGAGGAGUCACUGGCUUAUUUCCUGGAAUAGGUACUUAGUCUAUAAAAAUGUUGGGCCCUCCCCUGAGAAGGUAGAGAAGGUUGCAUCCAGCUCCCUGCUAUAGGAAGUCCCAUUUUUCCUUGUUGCAAUGGGUUUGGCUUGAGUAGCUUUUCACUUUUCACAUUGUAGACCACAGUAUUGGAAAGGGGUUGUACUGUGUGCCUCUUCUUUGAUAAGUCAGUGCCCCGAAAGCUAUUUUUACUGAGGAAAGGAGUGUGGGUAUGCUGUAUGCAUGUAUGUAUUGUAAACACGUGUUUUUGCUGACCGAUAUUUUUGUUCUUUCCACUGCCUACCAUAAAAGCUUAUCCUUAUUCCUGCAAUGGAAGGUCUUCCCUUGAGAUCUAAUUUUUUAAAACAUGAGUUGUCAUCCUGGCAUAAUCCUGCCAUUGUUCAAUCCUUCCUGCUACAUGUCGGUAAAGUUAGGAGGUUAUGGCCUUGUGAAUUGAGAGAUGGACAAUUUGGUAACCACACUAGUGGAGCUCAACUUGCUCAGUGAUGAUUGGAGCUCAUGUUUGCAAUGGCAACUGAUAAAUCCUGGACUUUCAGUAGGGGAGUGGGGGAAUGGACAUAAGGAAAGCAUCCCUCUAUUAUCAGGGAAGUACAUCAUAUUACUGUGAUGGAAUGAUUAGCAGUUUCUGGAUUUAGAAAUAUUUCUUAGAUCAAUUAGUCCACAUCAUUAGUACCUGUUCAGGACAUAAAAAUAUCGAGCAUACGACCAAAGGAAAAAGGAGGUGGUUAUGGCCAAAUCCUGAGUUGCUAUGGAAUUAGGAACCACCAUAGUGUUUUUGCUGGGGAGGAGUUAGUGGCAUUUGGAGUCUACCCGGAGAGCUAAGGUUUGGGAUUUAGGAUUGGUGGGUAGGCUGUCCUAUAUUUAGCUCUAUUAAUCUAGUUCUUGGAUGUAAAGAGUUAUGAAGCAUCUUUUAGAAACUGAAUCAACUGGGCUUUCUCCCAACACAUGUGAUUUUCUUUGAGGAAAACAGGUGAGAUAUAAAUAAGAGAGUGGGAGCUAUAAGGAAUCCAUAAAUCUUAGAGAAAUCAUAGAAUCACUGAACCUAAAAGUCAGAUUCCUCAGAAAUUAGUCCCAUCCUUACUUAAUUGAGAAUUCUCACUGCAAUAGAGGACCUCUCAUGAGAGAAAACUCAUUCAUUACCUUUGGAGGUAACUCCUUCUACUUUUGCACUUCCCAAAAUUAUUACUGACAUAAAAUGUAAAUUUCUCUGCAGAUCUUCCUUAGUUUUGGUUUUGCCCCUGAGACUAAGUCGAUUAAAUCUAAUCCUCCUUUCAUCUCAUAGGCCUUUAGAUACUUGAAGACAGUUAUCUUAUACUAUAACAGAAUCUCCUUAGUACUCCAGUUUUCUGUUUUGGGUGCCCUCCUCAGUUUGGGCCACAUUGUAUCUUCAAAACCUGUUGUGACUACUUGGUUCAGUAGAGGAGCUUGGGCUGGCAUAACUCCAUUCUUGAUCUUUGAUAAAGUUAUGCUGGUACCUAGAGUUGAACAUAAUGCUCUAGAUGUGGUCCGGUCAUAUUUGAAGGCAUUAGAACCUUUACUCUCUUGAUCGGCACUCAUCUUGUUAGUAAAGCUUGCUUUUUAGACUGCUGUCACUGUGCUGACAGUUACUGCACUUGUGGCCCACUGGAAUCUCAGAUUUUUGUGUAUGUGAACUGAUGCUUCCCUGUCAUGUACUUGAGAAAUUGAUGGUUUUGAACAAAGUGUAGACCUUUACUUUGACCCGUAUGAAGUCUCAUCUUAUUUGACUUGGACUAUUAUGUUAUCUUGUCAAAGGUCUUUUUGUAAACUUAAGUUUGUCUCUCAACCGGUUAAAUGUUUUUCUGAACCUUUUGCCAACUACAAAUUUGCCAAAUAUGCCUUCUUUGCCGCCUUUUAAGCUACUGACAAAAUGUUGAGCUUAGGGUCAAGGACAGAUAGCUGGGACAGUCCUUUCAGAUUGAUCUUCCAUUGGUGACUAUUUUUUGGAUCUGUUCAGUAACCAUACUAUUACAUAGUCCAUACCUCUCCAUCUUGUUCUGAAAGAUAACAUGAGAACCUUUGCUAACUGCUUUGUUCAAAUCUAGCAAUUCUAACAAAUUGCAUCUACAUCAUUCUCCUGAUCUGCCAGUCUAAUUACUUUCAGUAGAAGUAGUGAAGUUAGGCUGGCAAAAUUCUAUUAUUUAUUCUUGAUAAAGCUAUGCUGCCUUUUAGUACUCUCUAGUUGUCAGUGUUUGUGAAUUAUCUCUUUAAUAGUGUCUUGGCAUAUUGUUAGGAAAAAAAUUCAAACUAUUUGUCCUGUUUUUGCAGACUUCAGUCUCAUCUCCUUUUUUGAAAAUCAGAAGCAUUUGCUCUUGUCUUAUGACACUUAUUUACAACUUUACAAAUAGGUGCAGAACUGGAGAAGAAUGGAGCUUAAGUAAUUCAAAAAUCAUUGUCAUGGAAAUUUAGGGUAGAGUUGUGGUAAAUGGAUUAAAAAAAGAUCCCUCAAAGUGGUUUAUGAUGCUGCAAAGUUCAGCAGAAAAGCCUUCAGUCAGGACUAGAGUCCCCUGGGGGCUGGCUGGUUCCCUCACUUCCAUCUUGAACUACAGUAGGGUUACGUGGUGGGUGAUUGCCCAGACAAGCAGAGGGAUUUGGGCCAUGUUCAAAGUCAUCGCACAUUUAGGAUGCUGGAUUUACAUGGAAUUUCUAGACAAAUACUUGCUUUGGCUGUGUUACAUUGCUGAUAAGGUGUUAGGGUUAGGGAACAUGGGUUCUAAAAAUUAACUAGGAAGGCCACUCAGGAUGAGGAAGGUGGAAUUCUAUCUGUGUUGUAUCAGCAAGUUUGUGGGAGAGCUUCUGUAACUAGUUCUAACUAGAAGUGCGUGCAGUUAAGGUUUAACUUUACCCAGCAAUGUGUAACAAUUGACAUAUAUGGGAGAGUGGGGCCAUAGAAUCUGCUGAUCUUUCAAUUGUAGUCUUCAAAAUUAUGAAGAAAAUAGGUAUGAAAAUUUCUUAGAAUUCUUGGAUGUCAAAUAAACUGCAUUUCACCACAAUCCACUGGAUUCUAACAAGAACCAGUUCCAGACAAAACUUAGAUAGACCUAUUGUAAAUUAUAGAACUACAGGAGUAAUAUGACAAGCAAAUAAAUAGAAAAAACUCACCUUCAAGAAACACCAGUUUGAAUUGCACAGUUUUUACCUAAGAUGAGAAAAGACAGAGUUUCAUUAUGAUUUUUUAAAAAAAUAAAGGAAAUUGGACUUCAUCCCAAGAUUUAUUGUACUCUUUUGUUAAAUUUCAUAUACUAUUUAAUAUUUUCCUCUAAAAAUGGACAUUUGGAGCUCUCACAGCUAUUAUAAGAAUUUCUGCAGGAGAAAGCCUUCUUUAUGGAUUUUUGAUAUAUACACCAACCCAGAAACAAAACUUCAACAGGUAAAUCUUAAAAAACCCUUUAUAGCUAUGAAUGAUUAAUUGAUAACAAUGUAAAUUCUGUCUUGGGUUUAACAGAUGUGUAUGGUCUAUAAUUAUCUCAGAGUGUGGGGAGAUUACUUUGGGAGGGGACAUCAAAAUAAACAUACUUAUGAAAAAUUUC